This is a messenger RNA of Cajanus cajan (pigeon pea), 3460 nucleotides long. RefSeq lists its product as uncharacterized. Gene Ontology annotation, molecular function: DNA binding. NCBI's taxonomy places the organism in Eukaryota, Viridiplantae, Streptophyta, Magnoliopsida, Fabales, Fabaceae. The record is from RefSeq and is a predicted model, not a curated record.
GAAAACAGUUGAAACUUGAAAGUUGGAAGAAGCGUGAGGGCGUGCAAGAUUUACAGGAAUUCCCUCGAAUUGAGAUUCACUCGAAACCACGGUGGCCAUAGGCAAUGCCCAUGGCGACGCCGGAACCCUCCCCCGACCACAUCGACUCGCUUCCUCUGGUCGACCUCCGCCUCCUCUCUCAAUCCGAACUCUACACCCUCUCCCUCUCCGGCGCCACUCACCGCCACCGCCGCACCGAAGACGACUCCGUAAUCCCCAAAAUCGACCGUUCCGUUUUCAACGAGUCCGCCGGCAGCCGCAAGCAGACCUACUCCAAACUCCGCCUCAACAAACAAAAACCAAACUCCGCCGUUCCCGCCUCCUCCUCCUCAUUCCACAUUCCCCUCCACAUUCCCGAGCCCGUCGACCAGGAAAACUCCCAAAUCAUCGCUCUGCUGCAACAGCUCUUCGGCGUCGAGCCUCUCCGCAACGCGUCGCGCCGCAAUGACGCCGAGGACCGCCGCCUCGUUCCUGUCCAGGUCGAGUUCAAGCCACCGCUUCCGGAAUACGCCACGCUCCGGAACGUUCCGAUUGACGUCGUGGACGGCGGCCAGAGGAAGCGGAAGCGCGGCCGGCCGCGGAAGAACGAGAAUUCGGUAACGGUUUUCGCGGAGGAGCCGGUGAAGGUUGACGUCGAUGGUAACGGUAACGGUAACGGCGAGGGCAACGUGGCGGCAACGGUUAUCGAUCAGGGUUUCGUGGUUGACGCGGUUCGUUUGGACGGGGAUCCAUUUGGGGAGGAGUUGAAGAGAAGGACCCUAGGUUUGGAGACGGAGUCGCAGUUGUUGGAAUUCUUGGAGACUUUGAAUGGAGAGUGGGCGAGUCAGAGGAAGAAGAGGAGGAUUGUGCCUGCUAGUGAUUUCUGCGACCUGUUACCUGCGGGAUGGAACGUCGUGCUUACUCUUUUGAAGAGGGCAGGUCGUGCUUCCGUUGUUUGUCGCCGUUACGUAAGUCCUGGAGGACACCAGUUUGAGUCGUGCAAAGAGAUUUCUGCACACUUGCUUUCUGUUUCUGGCGCUCAAGAUAGAAACUAUUUAAAAUCUAGUUAUAUUGAUGGGUCUCAGCAAUUAUCCAGUAGUAUGAACAUGGCUUCUGGAAGUAUUGUUGGUCAUGCUCCUACCGGAGACAUGAAGACUGAUGCCAAUACGAGUUAUUUGUCUUUAGCUGGUGCAUCUAUACACUCUAGUCAUGAGAAGCAGGCCACCGCACCAUUAUCAAUUGGGUGUGAAAAUUUCAAUAGUGAUCUGUCUUUGGGUUGUAAAUUAGCAGAUACUACUGGUGGAGCCUUUAGAGACUUUGUCCAUCAAACUGAAGAUAAGCAACUAUUGAAGUCUGAUAAGAAUGAUGGAAAUUCAGUUCAGGGAUGUUCUCUUGUGGAGGAUAAACUUGGUAAUGUACACAGUGAGAAGUUGGUUGCUGCUGUUGAGGCUAGUGAUGCUGCAUGCAAUCUUUACAUUCCUUUAGUUUUUCCAACUCCUUUCUCCAAUGAUAACAGGGCCAAUGGUCAGUUUUCUGAUGAAAUAAAUGCUGCCACAUGCAUAAAAGGUGGCAUUGGUAAUUUUGUUAGUCAGGAUAGAGAUGCUGGAAGCUGUGAAACUGUUCCUUGUGGAAAUGAACAGGCACAUGUUGACAACAAUAGGCUUGGGCUUUCUGAGAAAUUAGUGGAAGAGAACAUUCAGAAAUCAAGUCUUGAAAGCAGCAUGCUGGCUCCAAAUUCUGAGCAGAAAAUAUUUGCUGAUAAAAAUUUAGAUGAUGUAUAUCUUACUAGUUCACUAGAGGAUAUGAUGGAGAUUAGAGAUGGAAAGGCCAUCAAGGAUGACAAACAACAAAUUUUUUGUAGCAGAGACCAGGCUGAAAUUAAAGAUGUUUCUACUAAUGCUAAGCUGCAGAGUAGUUCUGAGGGUUGUUCACUUGUCUCCUCUCAGAAUGAACUUAAAAAUACAUCUAUAAGUAAUGUGGACAGAACACAGACUUCCAUGCUGAAGGACUCUGCUGAGGAAAAUAUUUUUGACAGUGAUUUAUUUAGCGCAUCUAUUGAUGAAAGAAAAUGUGUUCACAGUGGUUACAUCAGUAAUGUUUCUUUUAGCUCUUGCACACAAGAUGCAUCCGAGUAUGGUGGAUUUGAUUUUGCUUCUGAUCUUAAAUUAACUAAGGAUGUUAGUGAUAAUCAUAUUCUUUCAAGUGAGGAAGCUGUGAUAAGAUGUUUACAGGAAAGGAGUUCCUUGAGUGACCAAAAUAGCAUGAUGGACAAUCUGUUGCACAGAAGUUCUGAAAGUAACUUAUUUGCUCUAACUGGGGAUCAGCACCCAUCUGCUUUUCAUGAUAAUGUGAAUAAUAUCUCCAAUGGAACCUUUGGUGCACUGAAAGCUGUUGAUUCUGGUUGCAUGGAGCCACAGUUAGGCAUUGUUUCUUGCAGCAAUAUUGCUGUAGAUGCAUAUACUACAAGCAUUAUGCAGGGACAAUCACAAGGAUGUGUAUCUGUUCCUCUUGGUGGAGGUAUAUUAAACUUUGACAAACAAAGUGAUGAUGGUGUUAGUAAAGCCAAUAAAUCUUGCUUAUCAGAGAUGGCUCAGAAUGAAGUUGAAAUAUUCCAAACUGACUCUACGGGUCUGCCCAAAUUUCGGUAGCAGUUAGAUAAAUUCAGAUGCAAAUGUGGUGACACAUGCAGUGCAAGAAACAAUUUCUAAAUAAAACAUGUAUGAUAGUUCUGCAGAGUGUGUUGGUAACCACAAGGCUCUGCUUGUAUAUUCUCAAUUUCCUGUCGAAGAUGAUAAGCUAGAAAAGAUAAUUGCUUGAAGACAAAUUUAUUUUGUUGAUAGAUUCAGCAGGUCGUGCUGGUGGCUUCUCUAUUGAGGAUAUUUUGUGGCUCUGGUGUGAUGCUUUGCUUGCUUCUUGCCAGAGCUCGGAUACCAUUUUUUUUAUGCAAGGAACAAAUCUUCUUUAGGUCCAUUUUAGCUCAAAACAUUUCUUUUAACAUCUGGUAGACUGGUAUACCGAAACCAAUUUUUAGGUAGGUCCUUCAAUUGAAGGAACUUGUUUUUCCCCUAUUUUUUGAAAGAGAAAUACCAAAAUUAUCUGGUGAUUUUCGUCUUUCACAUGUGGAUCGCUCUUUGCAAAACCAUAAUUGAUACCGUUAUGGGCACACCCUAUCCAAUGGAUACUGUCUGGUUUAUUUUUCUUGUUCACCCUGUCUGGUUUUUAUUUUUUAUUUUUUAUUUUUUAUUUCCGUGCUAUUACACCCUAGUCAGUACAUUCUUUCACUUAUUUUAUUUUUAACUUUUUUAUAUUUUUAUUUUUAUAGAUUUUUGAAAUGAUUGUGAUCAGUAGUUCUUGUAUUUGAGCUUCAGUUAUAAAAUGAAGCUUGCUAAACUAUUUUAUGGCUGCAUUUAAUACAGGGGACCAAAAACUGGUCCUUGAUGGA